GGAACACGGUCGGCAGGUACAGCAUCUGGGCGAGGACCACAUUCGUCAGAGAUAACAAUCGGCAGAUAUGUAUGACUGUGAAAUUUGGUUCCAAGCCCAAAAUGGGCAUGAAUAAGUCAGGAGUCGACAACCUUGAUGGUCGUUCACGGAGGGCAUGACCGGCGUGCAUCUCCACACGCGCGGCGCCAAUUCCUGGCCCGGCCCUUCUGCUUGUGCUUCCUGCGUCUCUGACAGCUUGCGUGUCCUGAACCAAAUUUCACAGUCAUAAUAUGGAGAAAACAUGUCUGGGCGAGGACCACAUUCGUCACAAAGGGAAAAUCCAGGCCGUGUUCCUCUUGGUGGGCAGCAACACGCUUCUGGGCCUGCUCAGGAGUAUCUCCACGCAGCUUCUGGGCGCCUCCAAUCCGUAGGAGCGCCUCCAAUUUUCGGAGCGCCUGCGUCUGCAGCGCCGGCAGGCCGAGG
This is a messenger RNA of Amoebophrya sp. A25, 462 nucleotides long. The record is from the annotation of a GenBank genome assembly. NCBI's taxonomy places the organism in Eukaryota, Dinophyceae, Syndiniales, Amoebophryaceae.